Doryrhamphus excisus (bluestripe pipefish) is the source of this 8861-nucleotide messenger RNA. Its product is annotated as chondroitin sulfate proteoglycan 4-like. Gene Ontology annotation, biological process: anatomical structure morphogenesis. Lineage: Eukaryota; Metazoa; Chordata; Actinopteri; Syngnathiformes; Syngnathidae. The record is from RefSeq and is a predicted model, not a curated record.
CCAAGAGGCUGUGACUAACAUGCAGAGGCACUAAUGAAGUUACAGCAUGAUUGGUGUUCCAAUCAAAAAGCAGAUGUUGCAUUUAUUUGAACAAAAAGCGGGAUUUUAAGCACCUAAACAACAAUGUGGACUUUAUUGGCUGAGCUGCUGCUUCUCCUGCUGAUUUGCAGAAGACAAGUUCAUGCUGUGUCAUUCUAUGGCGAUAGCUCCAUCCAGCUGCACACAGGAGAGGCAUCCUUCCAAACAUCGCUCCGUGUGCAGUUUAGAACUUCUAGCCAACAAGGCCUGUUAUUUUUGGCAGUGGGGCCCAGAGACUUCCUGCUCUUGGAGCUGACCUCCGGGUUCCUACAGGUCUGUGUGGACCUCGGCUCAGGUGAGCAGUCCCUGCGCUCAGAAAGGGACACCAACCUCAGUGACCUGGCAUGGCACUUCGUAGAGGUCACCCUCAAGCAUCAUCAUGUCUCCAUGACUGUGGACCAAAACUCUCACACCACAAUCCGUAUACCAGGACCUGAUCUGGAGCUCAGUAUAGAUGCCCUUUUUGUUGGUGGAGCAUCAGGACUUAACCAUCCGCACCUUGUCAACAUCUCUACCGGGUUUAGAGGUUGCUUAGAUGAAGCGAUUUACAAUGAACUCAACCUGCUGUCCAGCCUCAAGUCUACUUCUGUCUACGGCAGCAACCGUGAGGUGUCUUUGGGGUGUAAUGAGCUGUUUUCAGCAACAGAAGAUGAAUCGGUCCAUUUCUUCAGCUAUGAAGCAUUCAUCUCUCUUCCACCGUGGGAGAUGCAACACAAAGGGGUGUUUGAGUGUAAACUGCACCCCUCCGGGAAAGAUUAUGAUGGUAUAGUCCUGUACAGCGCUGGUAUCCAAGGUCAUGUUGUGCUAGAGAUGAGCGGUGGUCACCUGGUGGCAACCAUUGGAACUGCGAAGGGGAGUAAGAUUGAGUUGCGUUCCCGUACACACCUCGACAGCAACCUAACAUGGUAUCCCGUCCAGUUACAUCUACUGCCCUACACUGUCCAGCUGAAGGUAGGUGAAGAGGUGCUACAGGCCAGUCUAGGGUUGCAGAACAUCCAGCUCAAAGGACCGCUCUUUCUGGGGGGGUUGAAUGAACCAGAAUGGGAAGAAGAAAAGCAACCAGAAUUGAUGUCUUUCAAAACCCGGGGGAAACUCGUUGACAGUGGAGGCUCCUUCAGAGGUUGCCUCAGAGAAAUAAAAGUAAAUGCUCAAAGAACUGGACUCCCUCAGGCUGUUGUCUCCAAGGACAUCACCCUGGGCUGCAAGACAGCCCCGCCUUCCGAGGCGAUGUCCCCCACCAGCUCUGCAUUUAUUCCUGAGUUUGACAUUAGCAAUGACUCCAACGUCCUGAUGUUGAGAAGGCUUGAGGUAGAAGAAGGAAGUCGGGCACCAUUGGAGCCCAAACACAUUAAGGUGAAUGUUGAUCUCCCAAAGUUGGGCUUGCAUCCAUCUGAGUUCAUGUUCCGCAUUGAGGAGCGGCCAGUCCAUGGCCACCUGCAUCUCGACCCCAGCCCUGGUCCUAAAGCGGAGUUGAUCCCAACUGCAGCAGAGGAGGCAGACUUGGCUUUUAGCAUGCUUGACCUCUGGCAGGGUCGGGUGACAUAUGUUCACAGCGGCUCAGAGAGUCAGCAUGACUAUUUGAUGUUUUCCAUCUACUCCAGCUACACGAAAGAACUUCCUGCAUUACUUACGGAGCACCGGUUGUACCGCUUUGAUAUCAGCAUCAGUCCCGUUAAUGACGCGCCUGUGCUCAGCCUGCCACAGGGAAAUGUUUUUACUCUACUCCAAAACUCCAAACGACAGUUGACAACAGAUGUGUUGAGAGCAUCAGAUCCCGAUAGCAGUCAUGCUGACUUGGUAUUCAGCUCCAUGGGAAACCUGGUCAAUGACGCUGGACACCUCGAACACAGGGAUCAGCCCGGCAGGCCCAUCAAAGUUUUCUCUCUGCAUGAUCUGGAGGAAGGGAAGAUCAGCUUUGUCCACACUGGGGUUUCCACCACGAGACUGGCGCUCAGAGUGAGCGAUGGGCAAAUGGUCAGCAACCCGGUCAUUUUGAGGAUUCUGGCAGUGGAGCUUGAACACAAACUCGUGAACAACUCCGGGCUGGAGGUGAACCAGGGUGGAGCGUCAGUCAUCACCACCAAUCAUCUUGCAGUACAAACUAAUGUGGUAGAUCAACCAGUGGAUAUUCGCUAUGAUGUCACAGAGCUGCCGCAGUACGGUGAACUCCAACGUCUACACUCAAGUGGUGAAUGGAAACCCACAUCUUUCUUUUCUCAAAGACUUCUUGAAAAAGAACGGAUCAGAUACCUGAGCACUUGUCGUGUCAGCCCAAGUCAGAAUGUCACUGACCAGUUCAAAUGCAAAGUCAGUGUUGGCUCUCUUGCAACAGAGACAGAACUUGUUUUUCCCAUUGUGGUACGAUGGAUCCAUUAUAAGGUCACAAGGAGCAAGAUGGAGGUCAACGGUGUUUUGAAAGUAGUUGUCACUCCGGAAAACCUCCGUGUCAUCAGUAAGAGUGUCAAACUCAACGACAGCGACAUCUACUUCAGACUCCUAACAGAACCCAAAAAGGGUCAACUUUUCCUCAUUGACAAAGUUCUAAAAAUAAACUCAACCUUCAGCCAGAAGAAUAUCACAGAUGGCUUGGUGACGUAUGAGCUGUUCACCAGACUGCCCGUUGACACAAGAGACAUUUGCAGCUUCCAGGCCUUUUCCACGCACGCUAGCUCAACGAGUCACGAUUUCAGAAUAAACAUCAGAAGCGAGUCGACCGACUUCACCGUCUUAAACAAAGGACUUUCAGUUGUGGAAGGAGGGACAAAAAUCAUCACGAAAAGCAUCCUAUUCACCCACAUAGCGAGCAACUGCGAGAUUCACUACAGCAUCACAAUGCAACCACAGCAUGGUCAGAUACGGAGAAUCAACCUCUCAAACUCGACCUCCAUCAACGACAACAUUGUCAUCUUCACCAAUCAGGAUAUCAUUGAGGAAAGGGUGAUGUAUGUCCAUGAUGACAGCGAGACAAAGCAAGAUUCUUUUACCUUUCAAAUUCUGGUUUAUAAACCAACCAAACCCAGCGGCAGGAAGGAAGACCGAAACCCACUCGAACACACCUUGAACAUUUCCAUCCAACUCAUCAACGAUGAGCGACCAGUCAGAGUUGUUGACAAAGUAUUCCAUGUGGCCAGAGACGGGCGAAGGUUGGUGACCUUGAAUGAUCUUUGCUACAGAGACGACGACUCAGACUUUGAGGACGACUGGUUGGUCUACACUCGAAGAGGGAUUCCGAUGGGGGAGCUGGUCCUGGCCAGUGCGCCCGAUCACAAACUGUACGAGUUCACACAGCGAGAUCUCAAACAGAAAAAGGUGCUGUUUGUACACAGUGGAGUCAGUUUUGGACGUUUUGUGCUUUUCGUAUCAGAUGGGAAACAUUAUGUUUCUACCUUGAUGGAGGUUAAGGCACAGGAUCCUUACAUUGAAGUGACAAACAACACAGGCCUCAUGGUCCAGCAAGGUGGGAUAACAACUCUAACCUCUUAUAACCUCAGCGUCCUCAGCAACCUGGACAUUCGGGAUCCACAGCAACUUACAUAUGAGGUCUUCCUUCCGCCGAAACAUGGUGUCCUCUUCAUGAACGAUGGUGAAUCUGCAGCAGAGGCAGGCGCUGUUUCGUUAUUCACCCAGGAAGAUCUGGUAGCAGAGCGCCUGAGCUAUCACCACAACGGCAGUCACGAAUUGUCAGAUGGGUUUAAUGUCACAGCGAGAGCAAGGGAGAAAAGCGGAAAGGGGCAGUCAGAUGAUUGGAGGAGGGAGGUGUAUUUAGACAUUGGCUUUCAAAUAAAAAUUUACCUUGAGAGUCAUCAGAGGCCACCAAGAGUCAUCAAUAAUCGUCCAGUGGUCGUGAUGGAAGGGCACAAUAUCUCCUUAAACAAGAACCACUUAGAGGUGGUCCAUACAGACAGCAAGCCCUCAGAGAUAGUCUUCACCAUCCAAAGCCCACCAGAUCUGGGCUUGAUCGAGAUAUUUUCCUCGGAGAAAAAGCAGCGAACAAAGAAUGGAGGACAGCAGCAUCUCAUCCAGCAUUCACAGAAGCUCAGAUGGAAGCCAACAACCUCAUUCACUCAGGAGGACAUCAACAACGGUGUGGUCAUCUACUACCAGCAGACAUCAGGAAGAACCAAUGAUUCCGCUCUGUUGGAGGCCACUAAUGGGGUCACCAAGGUUGGACCCAUUAAACUGGAGAUUGAUAUUAUUCCCACGCUGCUGCCUCUACAAGUUUCUGACUUGACCUUGGACGAGGGGUCAUCCCUGCCGCUGACGCCUGACACAAUCAAAGUUAAUAGUCAUCACUUCUUCGGGAUGAAUUUCCUGUAUCAGAUUGUUGUUCCACCACGACACGGUCACUUGGAGCACAGUCGGAUCCCAGGGAUUCCCAUCGCGGCUUUCACACACACCGAGGUGGAGCGUGAAUACAUUUCCUAUAUCCAUGACGGAAGUGACACAGUCAGAGACAACUUCACCAUCAUUGCUAAUCAGACAGAGAACCAGAAGUACAGUCUGCCGUGUACUGUGCACAUCAAUGUCACGCCUGUUAAUGAUGAGACUCCCGUUGUUACAACCAACAAGGGUCUGAAGAUUUGGGUGGGUUCGAUGACAGAAAUCACAGUGGACGAUCUCAGUGCUGAGGAUUCCGACACUCCACCUGACAGGCUCGAGUUCAUCGUCACACCGCCCAGUAACGGCUACCUGGCUUUGAAGAGUGCCCCCUCCAGACCCAUCCUGAACUUCACGCAGAGUCACAUUGAAAGAGGCCAGCUGCUGUUUGCACACAACGGUGCUGUGUCUGGUGGAUUCCACUUUCAGGUGAAUGACGGCGUGAACUAUGCCCCUCGGCAGAUCUUCAGCACGACAGCUCAUUCUUUGGUUCUUACAAUACAGAGAAACCAUCCAUUGGAGGUGUACCCAGGGUCUGUGACAACAAUAACAGAGCAGGAGCUUCAGGUGGUAACCAACGACCCCUCUGACAUGGCAAGAAAUGACACUGUGGUGUUUACAGUCACCGUUCCUCCAAAAUAUGGCCGCUUGGUCCGUCAUAUGCCAGACAACUCUACUCAGGAUAUCUCUACGUUCACACAGGGCAUGGUGAACUUGGGGGUUGUCUCGUACGAUCAGAACAAGACUGAGUCAGUGGGAUGGUUGGCUGCAGACACGUUUUCUUUCACCGUGUCGUCUCCUCCCGCCUUCCUCCCACCAAACACCUUCACCAUCUUGAUCUCCUACCAGGCGAACAAACAUCAUCACGAUCAUCAACACGAUAGCAGACUUCUCAACAAUGCAGGCGCUGUGCUGGCAGAAGGCGGAAGGGUUACAAUUGACCGAUCUAAACUUGAUGCCUCCAAUCUCCUCGGGAAAGUACCCAAACCCUUUCAGAAAGACCAUCAUGUUGUUUACCGUGUGACUGAUCUGCCGCGCCACGGCGUUUUGGCUAUCCAAGGCCGCAACCUCAGCAGGGACCAACCAGAUUUUUCACAGAUUACAUUGAACAAGUUUGGCAUUACUUACAUCCACGAUGACUCUGAGACCACAAGUGACAGCUUCACUUUCCGGGCUUGGGUGGCUCCUUUGGAUGCCUUCUCCUCGUCAUCGCCGUUCUAUUCAGCUUCCUCCUCUCUUUCCUCAUUUGACUUGGUGCCUCAUCGCCACGUCAAGGAAAGCCUGGCUGUCAUAGAGACAUUUAACAUUACGGUCACCCCGGUCAACGACCAUCCGCCACUGAUUAGGAGUAGAUCCCCGAGUAUGAAGGUUGUUGUUGGAGAGAAAGUAGUUCUUGGACCAGACAAUCUGCAGGUUGAAGAUCAUGACACCCCUCCAGAGGAGCUGCACUACCUUGUAAUCAGUAAGCCCAACAACGGCUACCUGACGCUGGGUGAAAGGCCAGAACCAGUGACGUCUUUCACACAAUAUGACGUCAACCACGGCCGGCUGCAUUUUAUACAGCAGGGCGAACCCUCAACGGGAGUUUUCUACUUUAAUGUAACGGAUGGUUAUCAUCGGCCGCUCUACAAACUGUUCAGUUUGGAGGUGAUUAAACCCUCGGUGUCCAUAGUGAACAACACCGGCCUGUCAUUGGUUCAAGGCAGAACUGCUGUAAUCCUGACAACCAACCAGCUCGCAGCUCAAACAAACAGUCAAAGUCAGGCCAACAUCACCUACACAGUCACUACCCACCCUCGUCAUGGACGCAUUGCCAUAAACGACCAAGAAGUCAUGGCCUUCUGCCAUGAGGAUCUCCAAUAUGGCCGUGUUGUCUAUCACAUGACUGAUCUCAGUGAAUCAGAGGACAGCUUUCAAAUCUCAGUCUCGGCCUCGGCACCGGGUGUCGAGUAUGGAAACGUGACCUCACAGACAGUGAGGGUAGUAGUGCGACCUCUCAUCUAUCUGCGGGAACCAGUGAGAGUCCCCAGCGGCAUCGCAGUGAAACUUGGGAAAGCCAUGAUGGACGCCUCCGAGCUGGCGAGAAUCAGCAGAGCCGACCCGCUCUUUGAGGUUCUGUCUCCACCAAAACAUGGCAAACUAGUCAAGAUGACCUACGAUCCCAUCCGAGCAUCAGAGGUCCUGAAGUCCUUCACAUUUCGUGACGUGGUACAAGGCCGCGUAGCCAUCGAGGAGACUCUGAGUAACAGUGACAAUCAACUCCAAAGUAACGAUUCGGAGCUCACGACAGCCCAAGGCCACGCCCCCGCUACACCUCUCAACGAUUCUUUUGUCUUUAUGCUGAAGGCUGGGAAUGUCCAACCAGCAAAAGGUGAGCUUCACUUUACCAUCUUACCUCACCAUCAGAUGCGUCACAGCCCCACUGGUGUGAAUAAAGCAGACGUAGCCAGCAGCGAACACAAGACCACCACCCGCCUGCCGACACGCAGCAAGACCACCGCUGGAGCAGUGAAAGGAGGGGGGCGAAAGGGAGCCGCAACAUCCGGCAGGGUAGAAUUGGGGUUGCACCCUCACAUUCUAACACUGAGGACCCACAAUAAGACACAUCAUAAAGUGAGGCCUCAUACCCGCAUAGCAAACCACACACGCGGUGGGAAUCAUGGCGGUCGGUCAGGAGGCGCCCCAAAGCCUCACCCUCCAUCCGAGCCAGAACCUGGCCAAACUCCGCCUCCUGACGCCCAUCCGGUUCAUGUGGAGGUCCUCCCUCGGCCUGCCUCGGACCCUCUGCUCAUAAUCCUGCCUCUGCUGGCAUGUCUGCUCCUCAUCGUGAUCCUGGUGGUGUUGAUCCUGGUGUUCCGACACCGCAAGGAGAAGCAGGCCAGGAUGCGUCUCUUGCAGGAGCUUGGUGCCGUGCAGUUACCCGCUGAGGGCAGUCCAUACUUGGGCCUGCCAGAGAGAAGCGUGGCCAUGCCCUCUGUGGUGGUCACACCGCUUGGCGCCGCCAGCUGUCCCGCCUCUCCCAGGGCACCGGAAGGCCCCAGGAGGCGGAGUCUGGCUCCUGGAAUGACCUUCUGGGGGCCAUUUGAAGCGGAGCCUACAAGUAGCGAUGACAAUAUUCAAGGUUGUGAAAGAGUUAUUGGUAGAAAUUCAUUACCCGCCAUCUCCAUAGAAUUUAUGUCCUCUCGCAGAUCUAAGUCUCCCACGCUGAAAGACAACCAGUAUUGGGUUUGAUUCCUCAACCUCCAAUACAAACUGUGCCUUAUACCGAUGUAUUUACUGGCACAUAUACUAUGAAGAACUUCAAUUUAACCCUAAUAAUUUAAUAAUGUAACCACAUUAUAAGAAACUCAACAGUUUUAAUAUCAUUGUAUUGAAGCUCAAUUUUUCUCCAUUUUCUGGGGCCCCAUGGAGGCCAGGGCACCCUUAGCCCAGCUGGCGAUGGGUAAAUAAAUACAAUUAUUACAGUGUCAAUCAAAGGGGGGAUGAAUAUUUUUCUAAAGGCAGAAUUUGCACUGGAUCUCAUUUGAAUGAAAGUCCACAGAGUGUAUCUCUAAAUGAGAAAUGUGGUAAUACACAGUACAUGGGAGCAAUUAUUUUAUUUUGUUUGUUAUUUCAAGCAGAACUUUUUCAAUGUCCAUUCUUGUAUUUAUUAUUGUACGUAUUCAAUUUAACUGCUUCCAUUUCGUAGAAUUGCUCUUUGUAACAAAUAUGUGAAAUACAUGUAUUUGCUGUACAUUGGCUGUUGCUUAGUAGUGUUAAUAUGACGAGUUGACAAUGGCCAUUUUACACUGAGUUCUUUCAGUGUUUUUUUCAUUUGGUAUGAUAGCAUAAGGUUGCAAGUGGCUCUACUAGUAGUUCAAUCUGUUUUAAGACUUUCUUCAAGUGUCUCCCUUACCAUGCACUGGAAAAUAAUGCAUUUUGUCAAUAAAAGCCACAAAAAUUGAACGCGCACAUGCUUGACAUGAUACAAAUAAAAAUGGUGUGGUUUUGUUGAGCCUGCCCUCAGCAGGACUUGUCAGACUCAAGGAACAAUUUUGAUGACUUUGACUUGACAAUAUCAUCAAAGACUUGCUGCUCACCUUCCUUGGACUUCUGACAUGAAUGACUCGGGACUGGACUUAGUUUGGAGAAAAGUUUCUUUAACUUUCUGUAUUGUGGUAAUGAAAUCAAAAUAGAAAUUGAUGGCAAGAACAAGUCAACAAACUGAUUUUCGACCCUCACCCAAUCCAGUUAAACUGAAUAUUUUGGAAUAGACUUUUAUUGUGGCCAGCCUAAGGCACACCUGUGCAAUAAUCAUGCUGUCUAAUAAGCAUCUUGACAUGCCGGUGUUGCCUUUAUAUUUUUAGUUGAGUGUAAAUAAAUAUUGUCAGCUUGUCAAGAGUAUUUGAAUUCAGCGGAGCAUGACG